Messenger RNA from Pieris napi, 2138 nucleotides. It is a transcript of the gene Cyp305b1, whose product is annotated as probable cytochrome P450 305a1. Gene Ontology annotation, cellular component: intracellular membrane-bounded organelle; cytoplasm. Gene Ontology annotation, biological process: xenobiotic metabolic process. The transcript has 8 exons. Bases 69 to 1529 code for a protein of 486 amino acids. Gene Ontology annotation, molecular function: heme binding; oxidoreductase activity, acting on paired donors, with incorporation or reduction of molecular oxygen, reduced flavin or flavoprotein as one donor, and incorporation of one atom of oxygen; iron ion binding. The record is from RefSeq and is a predicted model, not a curated record. NCBI's taxonomy places the organism in Eukaryota, Metazoa, Arthropoda, Insecta, Lepidoptera, Pieridae.
AUGAAUAUACCAAGAACAGUUGCGCUGUGAACGCCGAGUGAUUGGCGCGUGAGGUAAUUCAAAUCAAAAUGUUUGCGACACUGGUCGCCGUUCUCGUGUUAACCAUCUUCGGCUAUAUUAUCAAUACGAUCAGCAAGCCACGCAACUUCCCACCAGGUCCAAAAUGGUACCCCUUCGUUGGAUCGAGUGCGGUUGUCCAAAAAAUGACAAUGCAACACGGCUCACAGUGGAAGGCAUUCUCAAUUUUGGCAAAAGAGUACUCGACGAAGGCACUUGGACUUAAGCUUGGCUCAGACCAAAUUGUUGUUGUGUUUGGGGAAAAGAACAUACGCCAAGUCUUCACCGAAAAGGAAUUUGAAGGCCGUCCAGACAGCUUUUUCAUCAGGCUGAGGUGUCUCGGAAAACGACUGGGAAUAACCUUUGUCGAUGGACCUCUGUGGCGGGAACACCGACAAUUCACAGUGAAGCAUUUGAAAAACGUCGGAUUUGGUAAAACCCCGAUGGAGAAAGAAAUUCAAAGCGAGCUUGCGAAUAUUCUAGAGUACAUUGAGAAAAACAGAAAAACACCGAUUAAUCCGAAACUCAUUCUCGCGAUGUCAGUGAUGAAUAUUUUGUGGAAAUUCACAGCUGGUGAACGCAUUGAACAGGAGCGACUUAGUUACAUUUUAGAUUUGUUUGCAAAACGUUCCAAGGCCUUCUCGAUAGCUGGUGGCUGGCUCAACUUGUGGCCCUGGAUACGAUUCGUUCUUCCAGACUUGAGUGGCUAUAACUUAAUAAAAAAUUUAAAUCUACAAAUAAGCGAUAUUAUUAAGGAAGCCAUCAUCAAACAUAAAAAUGGAACUGUACAAGGCAGCGAUUUUAUAUACACAUUUUUACAAGAGAUGAAAGAAAGUAACAACGAUUUUUUUCAUGAGGAACAAUUAAAUACCAUUUGUCUUGAUAUCUUAAUAGCGGGCUCACAGACGACGAGUAAUGUUGUAGAGUUUGCUAUUUUGUGUCUUAUACGAUACAAGGCGAUACAAGAGAAGGUUUAUGAUGAGAUAAAGAGAACGAUUGGUGACAAUGAACCAAAUUGGAAUGAUAGUAACAGAUUACUAUACACCAUGGCCUUCCUUCUAGAAGUCCAAAGGUUCUACACAAUAGUACCAUUAGCUGGUCCCAGAAGAGUGCUUCAAGAUACCACUAUAGAUAACUAUACUAUACCAAAAAAUACCACAGUAUUAUUAGCAGUUGGCGAUGUACACUUUGAUAGCGAGAUAUGGGAUGAACCACACAAAUUCAUGCCUGAAAGAUUUUUGGAUUCUAAUGGCAAUUUGAAUAAAAACGAUCACUUUUAUCCCUUUGGAAUGGGUCGAAGGCGCUGCCCCGGCGAUUCGUUAGCGAAAUCAUUUAUUUUCAUUACAUUCGUUGGAAUCGUUCAAAAAUAUAAGGUCGAAAGUUCGAACGGUGUUUUACCUUCCGAAGAGCCAAUCAUCGGAUUAAUAUCUGGAGCGAGACCGUUCACAGCAGAAUUCAUUCCACGGUCUUGAUGUGAUGUUCAUUUAUAUUUGAUAUAUGUGAGAUUUACAAAAUCGCGAUUUACAUCACAUGUUAUUUUACACAAUCAUUGGAAUUAUUUGACACUACCAGAGCUCUUAUUUUGUAACAUCCAAUAGCGAUUCCGACGCUACUCCCGACCCUACAUAGAACUUGCGUAUAAAAAUUACGGAAUCUGUAUCGCUGUCGUUAUUGGAAGUUACACAGUAAGUGGGCUGGGAGUACCCUUAAUAGUCGCCAUAGUGAUUCCAGUACACAGUGCGCAACUAUGAAGACUCAUAAUUAUAGUAGACAUUGGUUUACAAAAAACGUGUCAUCUUAAAAUGUUGAAAUCUUUUGUUUCUUAUCAAGUCAAAUAUAUUUCAUUAACACAAAAAUGUUUUAAAUUAAUGCGACCUUAUAUAAAAUGUGGACUAAACAUGUUUAUUACCAUAGUUACAUGGAACAUAGAUCGUAGAUUUUCCAAUCUUUAGUCCACUUUUUAUAAAGUUUGGACAUUUAUCUAUAAAGGAAGGCUCUAUUCAAGAGUCAUAUUUUAUAAUACUUACAACUAAUUUUAGUACUGAAAAGCAAAAGCAGUAAUAAAUGUGCACUGGAACGUU